CGAUACUCUACAGCGGGGUACUAAGGCACGUCGUGAGAAUUUAGUCUCCUCUUGACACUGAUUCGGCCACGAGAACGACGAUCAUAGCGCAGUGAAAAGAACAGCAUGGGCAGGGUUGAUAAUAUUUGCUCCAACACCACAUUGAUCAUUUCUACUCUCUUAAAGAAUACAGCAUAAUGCCCAAGGUCUCUCAAUGGAAGCAACGAAGCGACGGCCUCUGGAGCCGGCCGCUCAUCGGACCUGAGCGCAUGUUCGACCAGUGGCUCGAGAUCGAUGGUUGGACCGAAUGGAUGGGCGCUGUCAUCUUCACAAUUGCUCCGUCUUACGCGUCCCAGCUCAACAACAAAGCCCAUGUUGAAACUUGGUUCAGCAAAGCGGUAUCGCGUGUUUGCCUUGAGAAGCCUUCCCUCCUGGCAGUCAUUGAGCGUGGCCAAGAAGAGUCGGCGGUCGCCAAGUCUAGAAGCUUCGUCUACCGUCCUCUCACAUCAAACAGUGACUUCUCCGAGAGGAUUAAGCAGAGGACUACCGUUCUGCAUACCGACAAGUCAGCUCAAGAGGGCUUGAAGUUACUCACGGACAACUUCUACUCGACCCCAGAGAAGCGCAUCAGCCUUGAGCUGGGGGACCAUCUAAUCCACGUAUCACUCGUUGUUUCGUCCGCUGAAGCAGGGACUUUUGCCCUUACAAUGCGCUGCAAUCAUGCAUUGAACGACUUUUGGAGUGGUGCGGCGAUUCUUAACAAUCUUCUAAGCAAGCUUGCAGACGGCAUUAGCACCAAGGUGCUAUCGCUUUCAUUCAAAGAUGCAUCUCACUCUUCUCUACACCCUUGUUAUCUUGACUUUCUCCGUGUUCCUAUUGGAGACACUCCGUUGAAUGCUGAAUCUCAAGAGAAGGCAGCUCAGCUUCUUGGUGCCAACCUCGGCAACAUCACUCUGUGCCCUAUCUCGCAGGAACCAGCAAAAGACCGACCUGACACCGAUUAUUCCGUGAGAAGGCAGGUUUUGUCACAAGAGACGACGCAAAAGAUCUUCAAGAUCUGUAAGGCGCAUGAGGUUACUGUGACGGCACUGCUCACGGCUUUGCAAGCUCUUGCACUCCUCAAAACCUUUCCGCCAGAAGAUAUGUCACGAACCACGGCGGCACCUAUUUGUGUGAGCAAUAGGCUGCGGCAGACAUCGCUCGGUGGCAAUCAUGAUCAUUCAACUUCUUCCAAGACAGCAUUGAGCGAGAUAUGUACAGAAACAGCUUACAUUGGGCCCGUCAUGGCGACUACUUUCCUUGUGUCGCCCUUUGACGUCAGUGCGUAUCUGAAGAACCAGGAUGUUGCUUUAGGGAGUGAAAACUGGCGCAAGAUCGUUUGGGAAAUUGCCGAGAAUGUCGGUCGGGCGACGAAUGAGGCGGUCAAGAGCAAUAUGAGUGAACAUGUGGAUUGGACUCAAGGCCCAGCUGCCUUUGGUGGUGUUGCGCAUGCAAUGGAAGCGAUGAAAGCUGGUCUAUUGCCUUCACCGCCUGGUAUGUUUACUCCUCUAUCCUCAGCAGGUCUUUUGGACGGACUUCAUCUCCCGGGGUCAUACGGAUCUCUAGAUCCAAGUGAUAGGCCUGCCCUGAAGACUGACGACUUUUCGUUCUAUUCACGAGUUAGCAACUUGUUUGGACCUCAAACAUGGGCUUGGACAUUUUCAGGGAAACUAAACUUAAUUCUGGUGAUGCCUGAUCCGCGAGUGCGUUCAGUUCCGAAUAUUGAGUGGUGGAAUCUGUUUAAUGAGAUGGUUAUCAAAAUAGCGACCGAGAGGUCGUCUGACGUUAGUGCUGAGUAGAUACAGCUUACAAUACAAACCGCCUCGGCUAUAGUGAUUCCAUCAUGUAGGGCGCACUUUUAAAGCCCGAUCGCUAUCCGGUGAUAGUGAGAUAUUUAUCGUGUAAUGGCGUAGCAUUGGCGCAAUUCGGUAUGUAUGAUUGGCUCACCUCCAGCAUAAAGGUCUGACAAUCUGACUCAAGGCAACACUUGACAGUCAAGAAUAC
Fusarium redolens is the source of this 2022-nucleotide messenger RNA. RefSeq lists its product as uncharacterized. The transcript has 3 exons. The record is from RefSeq and is a predicted model, not a curated record. The coding region runs from base 177 to 1817 and encodes 546 amino acids. Lineage: Eukaryota; Fungi; Ascomycota; Sordariomycetes; Hypocreales; Nectriaceae.